AAAUCUCACAGUCAUCAGCGUACGAGAUAAGAAAGGUUCAGUUUCGGGGCAUCAGCAGUGUUUCAGCGUUAUUUAUAGUCUAGAAAAGUCUUCUAUGGACCAACUAGGUACAUGAAAAAUAUCGCACUUUGAGAAAAGUUACACAGACGUACUUGGGGUAUAAAUAAAUAAAUAAAUAAAUGACCAAGCAAUGAGGAAGUUAUCAGGACCGAUCAUACAAAAUGAUCGUAAAGAUCAACAAAAAUUCGUGCUGUGCUUUAUUAAUAAUGGAAGCAACACAAAAACAAUAUUACGAAUGCUGUAUGGUGCCACUGUGUCUUAUUCGUGUACCACGAGAUAAAAACCGGCGUUUAAAAUGGUUAAAGCUUAAAGGUAUACACAAGGAUAUUUCGGAGAAGACUACUGCCCAUGUAUGUGAAGAUCAUUUUAAUGUAAACUUUCUUUCGUUUGAAAAUGGAAAUGGCCUGGCUGAGUUUUCCGUUGAAGAAGAACACACCAACUCCAUGGGACAACUGCAUACAGGGUUCGCUUCCAUGCUCGCCGAUAUUGUAUCUAGCUAUUCGUUUUCCACACACGAACAGGGCAAUAAUUAUCAUGUCUCCAUUGAUAUGAAGUUGUUAUUUUACAAAACACAGACGAAAAUAGGGGAUGAAGUGCAGGUGCGCGCCAAAACAUUACGCGCUGAUAAAUCGGUAGCAUUUUUGGAAAUUGCAUUAAAAAACAAAACAACGGAUAGUUUGAUAGCGACUGGGAAUCACGAUAUGUUCAUUCUACGCCCUCGCACCUCAACAGCUCAUUAUUCAGCACGUCUGGAAGAACAUGCCAAUCAAGCAAACGUGGCUGGCGACGGAUCAUAAUUUGUUGCCGUUAUUUCAUCAGUGCAUAUGUUUAUUUAUGAUUUAAGUUUUUUAGGACCAAGAGUGGUAUAUUUGGUUAUGCAUAUGUAGCAGUUUUUGUUUCUGUUCUUAUAUAAAUUGUUGUAACUGGA
Molecule: messenger RNA, 988 nt
Organism: Dendroctonus ponderosae (mountain pine beetle)
Lineage: Eukaryota; Metazoa; Arthropoda; Insecta; Coleoptera; Curculionidae
Product: acyl-coenzyme A thioesterase 13
Exons: 4
Coding region: 222-857 (211 amino acids)
Molecular function (GO): fatty acyl-CoA hydrolase activity
Source: RefSeq, a predicted model, not a curated record